Molecule: messenger RNA, 2629 nt
Organism: Seriola aureovittata
Lineage: Eukaryota; Metazoa; Chordata; Actinopteri; Carangiformes; Carangidae
Gene: ctsc
Product: cathepsin C
Exons: 8
Coding region: 401-1768 (455 amino acids)
Cellular component (GO): lysosome
Molecular function (GO): cysteine-type endopeptidase activity
Source: RefSeq, a predicted model, not a curated record
GUUCGCUCAGUUUAUCUCGGUAGAAAGAAAUCAUUAGCGAAUACUGCGAGCAAGUAGACAUGUUAUUAAAAAAGAAAAAUAUAUGAAACGGUGGUGUGAAAAUAGUCUUGUAUAAGUAAUAAUAUCUAAAGUAAAAUGCCGAGAAUGUUAGCUAGUUGGAGAAACUGCUAGCUAGUAGUGCGCAUGUGUGUUGAACUUUUUGUCUUCAACGAUUCAUCUUGACAUACAACUCUUUGGUAAAGUUUCAGUUUGCAUAAAUAGCGGGCAGAGGACAGGGUUCAACCGAGGAGCGUUGUUUAAUUUGUAAGCUUUUUUCUGUAGCCGCGGAGCUGCCUGAGUAGUACUUUAAGUGUGUGUACAUGAGUGUGUGUGUGUGCAGGUAAUCUAGCUGUGUGUGGAAAUGAGGCUGAGCGGUGUGCUAGUGUGUGUGUUCCUGCUUUGGGUUGAAGGGUCCUGGGGUGACACACCGGCCAACUGCACCUAUGAAGAGCUGGUGGGAACAUGGGUGUUCCAGGUGUCCAAAGGAGGGCACGACAAGACCCUCAACUGCUCCACCGAAGCUAUAGGUGACAGCUCCGUGACUGUGACACUGGAGAAACUGUCUGUAGCCACAGACGAGCUGGGGAACACCGGCUUCUUUACCAUCAUCUACAACCAGGGCUUUGAAGUGGUCAUUAAUGGGUACAAAUGGUUUGCCUUCUUCAAGUAUACUCAGGAGGGCCUUAAGGUGACCAGCUACUGUGACCAGACCCUGCCAGGGUGGGUCCAUGAUGUCCUGGGAAACAACUGGGCCUGUUUUGUAGGGAAGAGAGUGAAAGCAGUACCACCCCGUACAGAUUACAAACCACUUUUCAGCAGCAGGCUGCUGCAGAAACCGUACAAACUCAACCUGGAUUUCAUUGAUUCCAUCAACUCGGUUCAGAGUUCCUGGAAGGCUGCUCCCUACCCAGAGCAUGAACAGUACACUCUACAGGAGCUGCACUACAGAGCAGGAGGGCCCGCUUCCCGUAUCCCUAUGCGUGUUCGCCCUAUGGCUGUAAGAGCUGAAGUAGCCAAGAUGGCGGCAGCUCUACCUGAGUACUGGGAUUGGAGAAACGUUGACGGCGUUGACUUUGUCAGCCCUGUGCGAAACCAAGCAUCAUGUGGUAGCUGCUACUCCUUUGCCUCCAUGGGAAUGCUGGAAUCUCGCGUUCGAAUCGUCACCAACAACAGUGAGACUCCAAUCCUCAGCCCUCAACAAGUGGUCUCCUGCUCUGAAUAUUCUCAAGGUUGUGAUGGUGGCUUCCCAUACCUGAUUGGGAAAUAUGUCCAGGAUUUCGGCGUUGUGGAUGAGUCAUGCUUUCCAUAUGUUGCAAAGAACACUCCGUGUGGCGUCCCUCAAAAUUGCGGCCGCAUGUACACAGCGGAAUACAACUACGUCGGUGGGUUUUAUGGCGGCUGCAGUGAGACGACCAUGAUGUUGGAACUGGUUAAGAGUGGGCCCAUGGCAGUGGCCUUUGAGGUCUACCCUGACUUCAUGCACUAUAAGGAGGGCAUCUACCACCACACAGGCCUGGCAGACCCCUUCAAUCCCUUCGAGCUGACCAACCACGCUGUGCUGCUGGUGGGGUACGGCCGCUGCCACAAGACCGGACAGAAGUACUGGAUUGUUAAGAACAGCUGGGGCACCAGCUGGGGCGAGAGCGGCUACUUCAGAAUCCGCCGGGGAAGUGAUGAGUGUGCUAUUGAGAGCAUCGCAGUCGCAGCCAAACCUAUCCCCAAACUGUAAACUCAGGAUGGGAGGAGUGGGUGACCUGAUGAGUUUCAAUAGUGCAACUUAGUUUUUUUUUCCUUCCGUGUAGCUUUGGUGUUUUCAGUGUGCACUUGCGCAGUUGAAAAUUUAAGCUGGAAUGGCUGUUGAUUUUAAUAUUCCAUAUGACUACAAAAUAUACUAAAGUGAAAUCCACCCAAAACCAAAAGUAGCAAGUUUUGUCAGUGGACCCAACCAAUGUAACAUGUAAUGACAGACAAGACAACAUCCAAUUACUAGUAUGGAAAUUGGAUUCCACAUUAGUUAAAAAGAUAAAUACGGACACAGAAACUUCUGUUCAGUUUCUAAAAGUACUGACACAUCCUGAACACCUUGCUGCCUUUAUUUUUUUAUUUUUAUUUUUUCAGCAGUCACUGAUUAGCUGUCUGUGGAUGAUUUAAUUCAAGCUGUAACUGCCGACACUGACUUGGAAUCAAAAUGGAUUGGUACAUACUUUGACAAAUCACGAUGGGUUGUAAAUUGUAGCUGUAGCAUUUUUUUUUUUUUUUUUUUUUGAAGGGAAUUCGCAACUGAGGAGUCAGCAUUUGUGUUUGUCUGUCAAAUGCAGGACCUUGAUUCUUUGUCUCAGGGAAGCACUUUGGAGAAUUUAAGUAUCUUCUGUCCUUGCAUCAAAAUUUAAACCGUGACUGCCAUGUUCCUCUGUGGGGUAGAUUUGUUUCCAAAUGGAGCAUUUAAUAGGGAUUAUUUAAUGAAUGUAAGGGAUGACUAGUGCCUUUAUUCUGCCUCCCAUUUACCCCUAUGUUUUUAUGUAAGCAUUUGUUCUACAUUAUAUUGUGAGAUGUUUUUUAAAUCUGAUGGAAUAAAAGCAUUUCAAGAUCA